This is a messenger RNA of Manis pentadactyla (Chinese pangolin), 3179 nucleotides long. Its product is annotated as zinc finger protein ZFP2-like. Gene Ontology annotation, biological process: negative regulation of transcription by RNA polymerase II. Gene Ontology annotation, molecular function: DNA-binding transcription repressor activity, RNA polymerase II-specific. Bases 257 to 2491 code for a protein of 744 amino acids. Lineage: Eukaryota; Metazoa; Chordata; Mammalia; Pholidota; Manidae. The record is from RefSeq and is a predicted model, not a curated record. The transcript has a single exon.
UGUUUCGCUGGGGGUUCUAGCCCGUGACGGGAGCUCCGUUAGAGGCUGUUUCGCUGCCGGUUCUUCCAAACGGAGUGGAGGAGUUUUUCGAGCUUGAGACCUGCCUUUCUGUCUUGUGGGAGCCUUGAUGUCCUUCUGCAACUUCAUGUAAGGGAGACUUGCGGUUUCUGACUGGGCUGCAGAGGUCGCGUGCCUGGUGUUUUCCACCCUCUCUCCAGGCGGCAUCCCACAAGGCCUUGCUAACUGCGGCGUGAUAAUGGCAGAGGCAGGACCUCAGAAUGACGCCAACCAGCACGUUGUGACUUUUGAAGAUGUGUGCGUAUACUUCUCCCCAGAGGAAUGGGAGCUACUUGAUGUUGCUCAGAAACGCCUGUACUAUGCUGUGAUGCGGGAGACCUUUGAACUGGUGGCCUCACAGGGACUUGCAGUUUCCAGAUACCACCUAAUUCCCAGGGCUGAGCCACCGAGAGUCCACCAAGCUCCUGGCAUGGUAGACAUAGCUCCAACCGUGGCAGAGAUAAUCCAGGAGAGCCCUCGCCCUGGUGGUUGUCGUAAAGUGGAGGAUAAAGAUGCAUCUUCUGAGCAAGGUGUUUCUGUGAGAGUGUCACAGGUGAGAACUCUCAAGGCGGGUUCUUCCUUCCAAAAGAGCCACCCAUGUGACCCACUCUCGAAGGACAUCUUCCAUCUGACCGGGCAGCAGGGAACAUGCCCUGAGCAGCAACCAUACCCACGUAAGUCACGUGGGAGAACCUUCUGGGUCACUGAAAACCUUGUCCAGAGCCGGAGGCAGCAGAACGGAGAGACAUUAUAUCGAACGGAAAAGGGCCAGGCCUCCUCCGUGAAGAGCGGCCAAAGCCACAUGUCAAAGAAGGCCUGCACUCGCCAGGAGGAUGCGGAGGACUUGGCCAGCUCUGGACUUGUCCCGCACCGCGCCGCUCACAAUGGUAAGAAGCCACGCAGGAGCACUGAGUGUGAUGAGGCCUUUCACACUGCACAAGGGGAUUACAAGUGCAGUCAGUGUGGGGAAGCUUUCAGCGACAAGGACGAAUGUGUUCAGCACCAGAAAGUACACACAGAAGAAAAGUCUUGUAAGUGCAGUGAAUGUGGGGAAUUAUUUAGCCACAGCUCCGACUUUUUGUUACAUGAGAAAACCCACAGCAAACCAACACCUUCUGAGUCCAAUAACCAUGGGGAAUGUUUUAGCUUUGACUCCAGCCCCAGAAUACAGCAGGCCUCUCACAUGGGAUUAAGGCCUAAUGAGUGUGCUGAAUAUGGGAGAUCUUUUAGCACAAAAUACAGCCUUGUUCAGCACCAGACAAGUCAUACCGGAGCCAAACCUUAUGAGUGCAGUGAAUGUGGGAAAGCUUUUGGCCGCAGGAGUACACUGACUCGGCACCAGGAAAUUCACAGUGGAGAAAGGCCUUUCGUGUGCAGCAGCUGUGGGAGGGCCUUUCUCCGUAAUAGUGCUCUUACUCAGCACAAGAAAACCCACACUGGAGAAAAGCCUUAUCGGUGUGAUGAAUGCGGGAAAACCUUUAGCCACAGUUCCUCUGUGAAAGAACACAAGAGAACUCACAGUGGAAUAAGGCCUUAUGAGUGUAGUGAAUGCGGGAAAACCUUUCGCCACAGUUCCUCCAUGAAGGAACACAGGAGAACUCACAGUGGAAUAAGGCCUUAUGAGUGUAGUGAAUGCGGGAAAACCUUUAACCGCAGUUCCUCCAUGAAAGAACACAGGAGAACUCACAGUGGAACAAGGCCUUAUGAGUGUAGUGAUUGCGGGAAAACCUUUAGCUGCAGUUCCUCCAUGAGAGUACAUAAGAGAAUUCACAGUGGAGUAAGGCCUUAUGAGUGUAGUGAAUGCGGGAAAGCCUUUAGCUGCAGUUCCUCCAUGAAAGUACAUAAGAGAACUCACAGUGGAGUAAGGCCUUAUGAGUGUAGUGAAUGCGGGAAAGCCUUUAUCUGCAGUUCCUCCCUGAAAGUACACAAGAGAACUCACAGUGGAACAAGGCCUUAUGAGUGUAGUGAUUGCGGGAAAACCUUUAGCCAGAGUUCCUCCCUGAAAGUACAUAAGAGAACUCACAGGGGAGUAAGGCCUUAUGAGUGUAGUGAAUGCGGGAAAACCUUUAGCCGCAGUUUCUCCAUGAAAAUACAUAAGAGAAUUCACCGUGGAAUAAGGCCUUAUGAGUGUAGUGAAUGCGGGAAAACCUUUAACCGCAGUUGCUCCAUGAAAGUGCACAAGAGAAUUCACAGUGGAAUAAGGCCUUAUGAGUGUAAUGAAUGUGGGAACACCUACAUCACUAAGAGCAACCUUACUAAACACAAGGAAGUUCACAGCACAGCAAGGCCUAUGGGUAAUGUGAAUGAGGGAAACACUUUGGUGGCAACUCCAGCUUCAGUGGACACCAGAGACAUAACACCGGAGCAAGACCGUACGUGUUUAGGAAAUGUGGGAGAGCGUACAGAAGAUGCUCCCAUCUUCCUUGACCUGUGAAAGUUCACACAGAAGUUCUACAGACCUGUUCAUCUCCUGGGUCUGAAGUCAGUGUGAGCAAGUAAGCUAAAUGUUUUUUGUAUUCCCCUUCCCCCCUGGGCUGUUGACCUCAUGGCCAUCACUGCCCAGGCAGGAACCCCAGGGCAGAGAAGAGAUAUGUUGCAGUCUUGAUUGGGUCUUGGGACCCAGCCAGUGUUUGGGUAGACGUGGUAAUAAUUGUUCUCCAGUUUUUGCUGCCACUGAAGCAGCAAAUGGAUGACCCUACCAAGAUAUGGGAAGUUGGAGAUGGUUGAGUCAAUGUAGGGUUGGUUGAUUCCAAGAGAAAAGGGAGAACCAGAUUUUUGUUUGGAACCAAUUUAUUUCUUAACAGCUUUAGUGGUGCAUAAUUGUAAUACCAUAACCUGCACAUAUUUAAAUUGUACAAUUUGAUCAGUUUUGUCAUAUGUAUGCACCUGUAUGUGGUACCAGCAGCACAAUUAAGAUAAUGAACAUUAUCAUCAUCUUACUUUAUCUAUUGCAUUUUGAGGUUCCUUACAUCCCUUAAUAAUCUCUUCACAUCCCUUACUAAUCUCUUCCUCUUGUCCCUUCCUGAUCUCUCAACCCCAUGCACCCACUGAUUUGUUUUAUUUCACAGUACUUUAAUUUGCACCUCCUAGAAUUUUCUGUAAAUGUAAUACAGUAUGAGCCU